This is a messenger RNA of Pseudonaja textilis, 1962 nucleotides long. It is a transcript of the gene RELA, whose product is annotated as RELA proto-oncogene, NF-kB subunit. NCBI's taxonomy places the organism in Eukaryota, Metazoa, Chordata, Lepidosauria, Squamata, Elapidae. Gene Ontology annotation, biological process: inflammatory response; non-canonical NF-kappaB signal transduction; cellular response to lipopolysaccharide. The record is from RefSeq and is a predicted model, not a curated record. Gene Ontology annotation, cellular component: NF-kappaB p50/p65 complex; nucleus; cytoplasm. Gene Ontology annotation, molecular function: DNA-binding transcription factor activity, RNA polymerase II-specific; RNA polymerase II cis-regulatory region sequence-specific DNA binding.
GGCUGCAUACAUUGUAACCGCGAAGGUUCCGUCGCCGCCGCGGCCUCCGCUCGCCUCUUCCCGCCACCGGCCGAGAGAAGCGGGGAGGGGCCCGGGAAAGACCCCGGCCCGUCUUCCCGGCCUUUGUGGAGCCGGUCGAGCGGGGCCUCCGGGCCUUCCUAGCCGCUGCUGCUGCGUGGCCUGGCCCAGGCCUCUGGGCCCCUCCCUCGCCCGCCAUGGGGGAGCCCCUGCCCCAGAUGCCGCCUUCGACCACCAUGGACGAUCUUCUUCCUUUGCUUUUCCCACCAAGCUGGGGGCUUCAUGAACCCACCCCCAGCAGCACACCCAUGGUGGAAAUCAUCGAGCAGCCCAAACAGCGUGGGAUGCGCUUCCGGUACCAGUGUGAGGGCCGCUUGGCUGGCUCCAUCCCGGGAGAACGCAGCACUGACACCACCAAGACGCACCCCACCAUCAAGAUUCACAAUUACCAGGGCCCGGGAAAGGUCCGCAUCUCCCUGGUAACCAAGGAAGCCCCACAUCGGCCUCACCCCCACGACCUGGUGGGCAAGGAUUGCAAAGAAGGCUAUUACGAAGCCGAGUUGUCUCCGGAGCGCUCCAUUCACAGCUUCCAGAACCUGGGAAUCCAGUGUGUGCGGAAACGGGAUCUGGAAAAGGCCGUGGCGAAGCGGAUCGAGACCGGGAACAAUCCGUUCAACGUGCCGAUGGAGGAGCUCAAAGGAGAUUACGACCUGAAUGCAGUUCGACUCUGUUUCCAGGUCUGGAUUCGGGAUACGGGCACGGGGCACUUGAUGCAGCUCCCUCUGGUGGUCUCCCAACCGAUCUAUGACAAUCGUGCACCCAAUACAGCUGAGCUGAAAAUUUGCCGUGUCAACCGCAAUUCGGGGACUUGCCUUGGGGGAGAUGAAGUCUUCCUUCUCUGUGACAAAGUCCAGAAAGAGGACAUCGAAGUCCGCUUUUUCAAGGAUUCCUGGGAAGCAAAGGGGUCCUUCUCGCAGGCCGACGUCCACCGCCAGGUGGCCAUCGUCUUCAAGACGCCGCCCUAUGCGGAUCAGACCAUCCGUGAACCCGUGACGGUCCAGAUGCAACUGCACCGCCCCUCCGACAAGGAAGUCAGUGGCUCCAUGGAGUUCCGUUACCUCCCGGAUGAAGGCGAUUUCCAUCGAAUCGAAGAGAAGCGCAAACGGACGCUGGGCACUUUCAAGAACUUUGUACAGAAAACACCUUUUGCAGUAGGAAGCGCAGAAGCACAAUCUCCACGCCGUAUUGCUGUUCCGAAACACGGAGCACCCCGGCCAAAUACCAGCGCUGCGCCAGGGUUCCUAGGAGCCUCCUCCGGGCAGCCACCUAUGCGCCCCAUCCAGAAGCCGCAAGUCCUGGCUCAGCCGCCGGCCGGGUUCUUCGUUGGGCCCAGCCUCCCCGCCCCGCCGCCUCCCAUGGCCACGGCUGCCGCCGCCGCCUCCUCCAGCUUCAGCACCGUGAACAUGGAGGACCUGUCGUGCCUGGGCGUCUCCUCGCAGGCCCCGCCCUCCUCCAUGGACACCGAAACCAGCAUCGCCGACGCUUUCCUGCACCUCCACUUUGAAGGCGGGGACCCCCUGGGGGGCCUCCUGGACGACGCCCCCUACAGCAGCCUGGAUAGCAUCAACACCACCGAGUUCCGGCAGCUGCUCAACGAAGGGCCCGGCCCGGCCCCCAUGCCGGAUGCCCAGGGGACUCUGAUGACCUACCCAGAAUCCAUCACUCGCUUGGUCAGCCAGCGGAGGGCGGGAGGGGAGCCCGGCGGCGGGGGGCCCCCCGCCAAUUCCGCCAACAGCAGCUUCAACGGCCUUUUGGGGACCUUCCCGGCCGAGGAAAGCUUUUCGUCCAUGGUGGACCUGGAUUUGAACUCAUUCCUCAACUCGUAAGGAUUCCCGGUGGUCCGAGACUGGCCUCUCGCUCUUCAGGCCACAGGGGGCUUCCAGC